UCGGUCUCGGAACGAAUUAAACUCGUAAGUCAAGGCCCCGCUGUACUUCCUUCACCACACAGGUAUGCUUCUCAGCAGAAAUCCGCCCAGGAAUGCGUUAUACAGCGUCCCCACCCGCACGGGUGUUUUCGUGUUAAGUAUACACCCGUAUGGGUCUGUUUCCGUAUAACUGAGUCCCAUACAGGUGUACUUAAGUGCAGGUGUGUCUCAUACCGGGUAUUGCCAAUACAUCUCCACACAGAAAUUCCUUAUCCAAGUGUUGUUCAUUCCAGAGGUGAGCCAUGCAGCCGCGUCCUCAAAACCGUGCGCCAGAGCGCCUCAGCCAGGUGUUUGUUACAAUACAGCUGUUCUACACAGCUGUUUUCCACACAGGUGUGCUUCUGAUCAGCUCUACGCCCAAUGGGUGUGAGUCAAUGCCGAUGUCUCCCACAGGUGUGUUUCUUACCUGUCCUUGCCGAUGUCUUUUCUACAGGCUCGCUCCCAUGCAGGUGUGUACCACGCAGGUGUUUUUUCAUGAAGGACUCCCCAUCUGGGUCGGCCCCGAACAGGAGUGCCUCAUACCACCGUGUCUCCAUGCCUCGUGUGUCUCCGCACCUGUGCGGUCUUACAGACGUCACCGCAAUCCACGAGGGAGUUUCCUCUUGCACUUCCGCGCCUCUUACUUUUCCGCAUUACAGGAUUGGGUUCCCGUUACAGGUGCGCACGCGGCGCGGCCCCACCUCCCGCCUGGCUCCGCCCCCUUAUCUCUUUCAGGUGCAUAAGCCGGAAGUGCGCUCCCCUCCCAGGUGAGUGACUAAACUUUCCGGGUCACGUGAGCGGGAGGAGCCGGUGUGGUCCGGCCGAGCGACCGAGGGACGCACGGAGGGAUCGAGCGAGGGAAGCAGACCGGGAACCUGAGUGAGAUCAAAGACGCCCGGGCCAGGUGCCAAGUCGUAAGUACCUCUGGCCCGAGAUGCGGUAGGAGCGGCGCGCAAGAAGCCCUGUCCCUGGUGCCACCAGCGUAUCUCCCCAGGCCCAUGGCGAGCCCCAGCCUGGGGCUGCUCCUGGCGCUCGGCCUGCCGCUGCUGCCGGCCCGCUGGGGCCGGGUCUGGGGGCAAACAUUGGACCCCACUCCAUACGAGAAUAGCACCACUACCACCCCAUACCCCAGCUUCAAUGGGGCCCUGUCUAAGGAGGCCACCACUGCCAUCAUCGUGGUCUUCUCCCUCUUGGCUGCCCUGCUUCUGGCCGUGGGGCUGGUGCUGCUGGUGCGGAAACUGCGGGAGAAGCGGCAGACGGAAGGCACCUACCGGCCCAGCAGUGAGGAGCAGUUCUCCCACGCAACCGAGGCCCAGGCUCCCCAGGACUCCAAGGAGAAAGUGCAGGGGUGCCUGCCCAUCUAGGUCCCCUUCCUCUCUUCAUCUCCCUCCCUUGCUGUGUGACCUUGGGGGAAGGCUGAUCCCUCUCUGAGCCUUCAAAACCUGGGCUUAAGAAUAGAAGGGGGAAAUGGUGCUUCAAAACUCUGCCCCUGAGGGCAAGGGAGGGUGGGGAUGCUGACAUUUUAUAUAUAUAUAUAUGUGUAAAAUUGAUAGUGAGAUAUAAUAAAACCUUUUUUUGAACUGGUGGAGGCAGAAAUUAGCCUAGAGGAGGAGGUAAAUGCAGGGCUCAUAGGCCGUGGAGGAUGAAUUGCAAGGUUUUGAGGAUCUUAGGGGCUGGGAGGGUUUCCUGGAAAAGAGGCUUUUCACUACCCUUCGGAGCCAGCAGGAGGCUGCCCCAGUGGGGAAGGUGGUGGAUGGGUUGGGUUUAGGAGCAGAGAGAGGGCCCACAGGUAAACUCACCAGGAAAAACCAGCUUUGGGCUCUUGAGACUUUAUUGAGAGGAUGGCAUCUCCUCC
Messenger RNA from Myotis davidii, 1873 nucleotides. RefSeq names its product crumbs family member 3 (gene CRB3). The record is from RefSeq and is a predicted model, not a curated record. Lineage: Eukaryota; Metazoa; Chordata; Mammalia; Chiroptera; Vespertilionidae. Bases 1017 to 1382 code for a protein of 121 amino acids. The transcript is spliced from 5 exons.